AUGUUCAGCUGUCCUCCCAAUGCCGACAGUGAUCCUGCAUCCACAGAGCUUCAGGAUUGCUUCUGCUUUCCUCGCUACCAUGCGGAGCUCUUUGGUGGUCAGUUAUCCCGCUGCGUCAGUUGUGAAUCCUAUGAGGGCCUCCUUUGUGCAGGUGGCUUUCUUCCAAACACAGAAAAAGUCCACAGGCAGCCUGUCGCGUUGCCCGGCUUUUUCCAGACGGGUCUGACAACUGCAGUUGAAUGCAUGCUGGAGAUGGCCGACGGCUCGAGCAUUUGCCUUGGCGGCGCCGCCUGCUUGAACAAGAGUGUCUCGUGCAGUGGCGAGUGGCUAAGCGGCUGCGCAACCGGAGCAGAGGGCGUGCUGUGCGGCGAAUGCGCAGAGGGGUUCGGGCGAGCAGCUCCAGACGAACUUUGCGAGCCUUGCCUCAAGGGCACCUGGUGGCUCAUUCAGGCCAUCUGCGCGGACGUCUUCCAGAAGGUCACUCUCAACUUUGCUCUGGCGAUCAUGGCGGCGAGUGCUGCCGUAAAGAAACGCGGAGGCCUCUACACAAGUGUCAUCCGUCUUGGCAUGCAAUGGCUGACAGCCUGCUCCGUCCUCGCGCAUUUUCGGCUUGAAGGGCUCCAAGCCUUUUCCUGGGCUCAUGCCCUCCGCGAUCGCGAUGAGGAAGCAUCCGCCCCAAGCUUUGCGUGGCCAGAGGUCACCGGCCUCUUCCGCUCUUUCUUUAACAUCCAAGUCCUUCCGAGCCUUGCGUCGGUGUAUCAAGCCGCCAGCUGCCAAGCAUCGGAGAUGCUCCCAGGAGAUCGUGUGGCGCACAUGGUGGCGCCAGGCCUCUACGAGUUGCUUCUCCCCUUCUUCAUUGUCUUAGGCACGACGGUCAUGUGCAUGCUGGUGGUCUACUUGUGCGUGCCGAUUGGAAAUAGGUGUGGCAUUGAGUUCAACCUGGCCGCAAGAGAGAGGCUUGCCAAGGCAAAGGCCACACAGAAGCUCAGGCGUGCAGCGGAACCUAUACUCUUGGAGGAGGGCAUGAGUUGGGAGGAUGUUGAGGCUUCUGGAACCCUCGAAGCCCUCAGCAUGAGCAAGAUCAAGCUGCUCCCCUUCCAUGCGGAGUAUUUUGUCACAACGAUGCUUCGCAGGUCCGGCACAUGGGUGAGGAUCCUUCGCGCCAAGCGCGCGCUAAAGGAUCCGGAGCUCCAGGCCCAGCAUGGGCGCUUCAGCAACUUCAACGUCUUCAAGGAGGACGUUCCCCCUCAGGCGAUGGCUCUCGUUGCUGUCCCAGCUGACUGCAGCGAUGAGCAGUUUCUGGCCGAGCUGGCUCUUGCCGCCUUGGCGUGGAAGCUGUGUUGCACGCACCGCGCAGUGGCGCAGAGUGGCCUCGAGCUGGCGUCAGUCGCGCGCGCAUUUCUGGCAAAGUUCCGUUCGGCGGAUGAUCUCCAGGACGCGUCGUUCAAAGAUACUUUCUCGAUGAUGGUGGAGGACAUCUGCGCUCAACUCCAGCUGGAGGAGCAACAAGAGGAGGAGCAAGCUGUGGAGUCGCGGUCGUCUGGAAAGCAACUGGGGCCCGGAGAUGUUACGGCGCUGAACUUCGGGCUUUUCACAAGUCGUCCUUCUCCACUCACCUUGCUGAGACAGAGUUCACCCGUCAUCUGGCUGACGCUCCUCAUGCGCAUGUGGCCUCAGCUGCUCAGGAGCUACCUGCUCUUCAUCCAGUGCAUGGUGGUUCCAGAGGACAACGGCGCCAGCCAACACCGCUUGGUCCAUCAUCCAGAGGUCGUUUGUUGGUCGAAAAACCACUGGCCUUUGGCAACCGUUGCCAUCCUGGGACUUCUUCUUUGGUGCUUAGGACUUCCACUUGCGCUUUUCCUGAAGAUUUGGCGGAGCCCGGAUCGGCUGAGCCAGGAGAACUCCAGGAAGUAUGGCUUCUUCAUCGAAGGCUACGAGCCGCGGUUUUGGUGGUGGGACAUCGUUGUGAAGCGCUUGGACAUUGCUGUGAUGCUUCUGAUUGCCUACACCUCCAUCGCACCAGACGAUCGCAGCAAGCUGCUAUUGUUUCCCCUGAUUUCAGCGAUCCAGCUCGGCAUUGCGUGCUGCUGCAAGCCCUUCGCGAACGAUCAGGCCCAGAUUCUUGAUUUCCUAGAAGUGGUGUUGAUGGGGUCUCGCUUUGUGCUCUUCGCGGCCAUCGCGGUGCUGCUCGUGCUGAACCCUUCUUCCAGGACGACGUUGCUGGUCUCUGUCAUGCUUCUACUACUGCUGCUCGUGGUGAGCAUGUUCCUUCUGUUGCAUGCUGCGUCACAGAAGAUGCGCGAGUAUCUUGCCGGCGAGCAUCAUGAAGACGAAGAGGAGCUAUAUUUGGAGCAGCAUCGCCACAAGACAUCUUUCAAGGAACUUGGAGUCCAAGGAAAGGAACGUGCAAUUCGCAUCUUCCUUCCGUUGCUGCAAGAAGAUGAGCAUACGCGCUGUGUUGUGAGCUGGUCCUGCUUUGAUGACAAGGUUCUCUUUCAGUCGCAAGCCUCUCACUGCAGCUCCGGAUACAGGCCGCAACAAUCGACCAUCGUCGGCUCACCGAGGUCACCGAGGUUGCAGUGGAUGAAGCAGGCUCGAAAUGCGAUCCUGCGUGUCGGGCGGAGCUAUCAAGAGGCAACUCUGGCGCAGGCCUUCGAAGAGUUCGUGUCCUUGUGGAUCAGGGAUCUCCAGCAAGGACAGCUCCCAGCGGUCCAGCACGUGCUCUGCAGCUUAGCUGCCGCCAACCGCAGGGUUCCAGCAGCGUUGAGAAGGCAAAGUGCCGUGCCGAUGUGGGUUUCAGAGGUGCAUCGGCUUUGUGAUCUCUCUGAUCCCAAUGGCCCUCAAGGCAAGGCUGUCCUCAGCCUGCAGCAGCUCACCGCAGCCUUGAAGCGCUUGUCGACGCUCAACAAGGCGGAUGCGGUGAUGCUGGUCAAUGAGGUUUCCCGAGUUCUGGCACAAUGCAGGGGUGCAGGCGAUGUGCCGCUAGAGCACGUGGAGGUUCUGCAGGCCGCCGCAGAGAAGGAAGAGGAUCCGCAAGAAGAGCCGCCUCCCAGCAUCAUGGCCAAUGCGGAGUCGUUGACGAAAGACAUGCAGCUCCAGUACCUCGCAAACGAAGUUCGGCAUUGGCGAAGAAGGGCCACGAAGCUGGGGCGCCAAAGGCAGAGGCAGCCACAGGGGAGGAACAAGGAAAUCAUGGCUACAGCGGAGCCGCUGGCAAAAGAGGAGCAGAGCCAGUACCUGGCAAACGAAGUUCGGCAUUGGCGAAGAAAGGCGAAGAAGCUGGGGCGCCAGAAGCAGAAGCUGAUCCAAAGGAGGAAUAAGGAAGUGUCUGAGCUGCGCACCAAGGUCACAAAGGCAUUGACGCUGAUGAACGCGCCUGAAACGCCUCAGCGGACGCGAGGCGCCGUCCAAGCCUCCCCACCCCACUUUCUUUGCUCUUCCUCCGUGUUCGGUCCGAAGCUUGCGGCAGCCCGGCUCUGA
Symbiodinium natans is the source of this 3480-nucleotide messenger RNA. The record is from the annotation of a GenBank genome assembly. NCBI's taxonomy places the organism in Eukaryota, Dinophyceae, Suessiales, Symbiodiniaceae.